Molecule: messenger RNA, 1173 nt
Organism: Drosophila eugracilis
Lineage: Eukaryota; Metazoa; Arthropoda; Insecta; Diptera; Drosophilidae
Product: lipase member H-A
Exons: 4
Coding region: 32-1000 (322 amino acids)
Biological process (GO): lipid metabolic process
Molecular function (GO): lipase activity
Source: RefSeq, a predicted model, not a curated record
ACUCGAUAGGGUUAACUAGCCAACUUCGAACAUGGUAAAGACCGGCUUUUGUCUGGUGCCGAUUCUGUGCCAGUUUCUGGGAUUGCAGGCAGCUCUGCUGGACACCUUGCUGAAUGAAAGCAAUAUUUACUUUCUAAAGCCAUCGGCGGAUGUUCUUUUGGGGAAUGUCGAUCAGUUGGCCUCGGUGGAAUCUGUCAAGUUGAUUGUGCAUGGCUAUCUGGGAUCUCGCACUCAUGGCUCAAUUAUGCCUCUGAGAAAUGCCUAUACUGCCCAAGGCUAUGACAAUGUCUUGGUGGCUGACUGGGGUCCUGUGGCCAAUUUGGAUUACCCAACCUCCCGUUUGGCUGUGAAGAAAGUGGCUCGAGUUCUGUCGAAAUUAUUAGAGGAUUUUCUUCAGCGACAUGGAGUAUCUCUGGAUGGAGUUCAUGUCAUAGGUCACAGCCUGGGAGCUCAUAUUGCUGGACUAAUCGGAAGGUAUUUCAAUGGAACUUUAGGCAGAGUUACAGGACUGGACCCAGCUCUUCCCCUCUUCUCAAGUCGAUCGGAUGACAGUUUGCACUCGAAUGCCGCUCAAUUUGUGGAUGUAAUCCACACGGACUAUCCCUUGUUCGGGGAUAUAAGACCUCGAGGAACUGUGGAUUUUUAUCCCAAUUUUGGUCUGGCUCCUCAGCCGGGAUGCGAAAAUGUGGAUGUCGUUGCUGCCAGUAAGCUACUUCAUGAGGCUUAUAGUUGCAGUCACAAUAGGGCAGUCAUGUUCUAUGCUGAAUCCAUUGGAAUGCCAAAGAAUUUCCCUGCGAUUUCCUGCAGUUUGGUAGCCAUUAAGAGUCGGCAUGCUGAGGACUGUUUAAGGGAAAAAUCAGAAUCGAAGAAUGCUGAAAAAUCUGAAGAAGAGCAAACAGUUUUCAUGGGCGAACAUGUCAGUCGAAGCGCCACCUCGUAUUUCUAUUUGGAAACUAAUGCAGCGCCUCCCUACGGCCAAGGCAGGAACUCGCGGUUUUAGCUUGUCUUUUGAACUGGAGUCAUAGAUGGCGCUAGCUAGCCAUCUAGGCGUCAAGUGAUGGUUGUUUCCUACAAAAUCUGGCAAUAUUUUUCCAAAAACUGAAAACUAUUUGCUUGAAAGAAUUCUUGGUUAAUUGAAGUGAAUUAAAAAGCUGACAAGCAAAUUUAAACAAA